Molecule: messenger RNA, 1038 nt
Organism: Neohortaea acidophila
Lineage: Eukaryota; Fungi; Ascomycota; Dothideomycetes; Mycosphaerellales; Teratosphaeriaceae
Product: checkpoint protein Hus1/Mec3
Exons: 2
Biological process (GO): meiotic DNA integrity checkpoint signaling; mitotic DNA replication checkpoint signaling; double-strand break repair via homologous recombination
Cellular component (GO): nucleolus; site of double-strand break; checkpoint clamp complex
Source: RefSeq, a predicted model, not a curated record
GGCGCCUAACAACACCAUCAACCUCGAGGUUCCCUUGGCUCCGUUGCAGAGGGCGCUGAAGAGCGCGCAGAACGCGAUUGCUGCCAAUAUCCGGUUGACGAAGAAGGACAAUAUUCCCUUGCUUAGUCUUACUAUCACUACCAGCACUAUCAACAGCGGGCCCCCGUCUGCAUCCGCUUUCAAUGCGCGAGGAGGUGCGGGCGAGGAUGGCACGGAUGGCUUCGACGCGUCGAGUGAGUUCAGAGAGGAAUCCGUGGAGGCUUUCAGCAGCCGUGCACAGGAUCGCGAAACGACCGUCACCCAGGACAUCCCUAUCCGCGUCCUCGCCCCGGCCUCAGUCGAGGGCCUCCACGAGCCCGUAUGCAGGGACCCAGACGUGCACAUCACCCUGCCCAAUCUGGUGCAACUGAAGAGCAUCUCCGACCGCUUCACCAAACUCGCCCUCUCCACCAAGUCCUCCACACGAACGGGCUUCAACAGCUCCACCUCCAGCCCCAAAUUGGAACUCAGUGGCAACAUGCACGGCUGUCUACGCCUUUCGCUCAACACCGAUAGUCUUCGCAUCUCAUCGCUGUGGACAGGUCUCGAGAACCCAGAGCUCGAUCCGGACCAGGUGGCGGACGGACUCGACAACCAUCCCAGCACGCGGAUGAAGGGUUUGGGCGAUUCGGCGGGGCAGAGCGAUGAGGGCUGGGCUACGGUGAGGGUGGAGGGGAGGGAUUGGGGCAGGGUGUUGAGUGUGGGUCGCUUAGGGGGACGGGUGAUUGCUUGUUUCUGCCAUGAACAUGCGCUCGUGCUGUAUGUAUUUAUUGGGGGCGAGGAGUCGGGGGUUGGCGAGUCGGUGCUGACGUAUUACAUCAGCUCGUACAGUGCGUAGGGCUGUCCUUGCUUUGUUGUGUUGCUUUAGCGAAGGCGCAGGUGGUUACAUUCGAUCAAUACCAAGACUAGGUCUUUGCAUUCACUAUACAUAAGUAGCGUAGAGUAGGUAACUAGCGGCAAAUGCAGGGCAUGCUGUCAUCGGAGAAUUAGAAAGUCACC